AUGCCACUGGACUCCCGUCAACACUCUGAUGCCUUUGCACUGAGACUCAUUCAGAUUAUUUAUGAGUCUAUACAGAAGCAUGUCGAUAGCUAUCUUGCAAAUCCCGCUCUACGACAACAGCUGCUAGAUCCUCGCCUGCGGAACAUCCUUUCGACUGAGUGCCUCUCGACUCCCGCGGGUCCCGAUAUUCGACUAGAUCACCACGCCAAACAUAUGAAACGCAAGGCCCAAAAGGCUUAUCGCAAAAGCCCCGGCAGCAAGGCGCUUUGGGUGGCGACUUUGAUGGGUAACGCGCAAUGCCAGCCUCAAAAUGUUAUCAAUAUGCCCGCACUUGACCAUCACGAAAUUGUGUUUUCUUUACAGCAAGAAAAGCAGAAGUAUAUCCGCGAUUUUACUUGUUUAACUAAGAGCGAUUGUGCCCCUCCGGGACUUCCCUUCCCAGACUACAGCCCUUAUCGGGAGCAGCUUUCUAAAUGA
Messenger RNA from Fusarium proliferatum ET1, 477 nucleotides. RefSeq lists its product as uncharacterized. The record is from RefSeq and is a predicted model, not a curated record. The transcript has a single exon. Bases 1 to 477 code for a protein of 158 amino acids. NCBI's taxonomy places the organism in Eukaryota, Fungi, Ascomycota, Sordariomycetes, Hypocreales, Nectriaceae.